Babesia ovata is the source of this 1944-nucleotide messenger RNA. Its product is annotated as bromodomain-containing protein, putative. The coding region runs from base 1 to 1944 and encodes 647 amino acids. Lineage: Eukaryota; Apicomplexa; Aconoidasida; Piroplasmida; Babesiidae. Gene Ontology annotation, molecular function: protein binding. The record is from RefSeq and is a predicted model, not a curated record. Gene Ontology annotation, cellular component: NuA4 histone acetyltransferase complex. The transcript is spliced from 4 exons.
AUGGAAAACGGGAAAAUAUGGCGACAAUUUUGCGCACAAAAGAUACUCAAGCGGAUGCGCGGAGAUCGCUUUGGCACGCUCUUCGCCCACCCGGUCCUCGAAGCCAGUGAUUCCGUAAUCACGCCGGCUGUCAAGGAGUCGUACCGGGCGAUCAUUGCCAACCCGAUGGAUUACAAGACUGUUAAGACCAAACUGGAUAAUGGCAUAUACGUGACGCCGGACGAAUUCCGAGACGACAUGCUGCUCAUCUACGACAACUGUAUGCGGUUCAACCCACCCAUAGGUGUCAACAAGUGGAUUUACGAUGCAGCUGAAACGAACAAGGCUAAAUUUGAGAAGAUGUGGCAAGCGUCGCAGGACAAAAUAGAGAAACUGCUGGCGAAGGCCAAAGUUGAGCCGCAGAAGGAGAAGAGCAAGAUGCCGAAAAAUAAUAGUAUGGAUGUAGACGUGGAAUCCAGCAAACCGAACGCGGACGUUGCUAUUAUCGCCAAAACUGUAGACACCGAUGCUGCCGCGACCGCACCAUUGCAAUCAUUCUCUGAUGUGGCAGAGACGGUUGCUACUGUUACAGACGUUGCCUCAGAACCAGCCAGUUCCGCCUCUGCUGAACCGACAGCAACGACGCAGCCAGCCGGGUCGGAGGCGCCGCAUCAGCCAUCCUCCAAGUUCUCAUUCAGGCUGAAUUUGCAGGCUAUACAAGAAUACAAACGACGCCUUGAAGAAAAGGCUCGGAUGGCAAUGCCGCCGGAACCUCAACCCGAGCAGCUUCAGCAGGGAGAGGUCAUGAUUUCUGAUGCCCCGGAGCCGCAGACCGCCACAGCAGAACUGUUGCCUGCAGCUGCGGCGGACGUUGUGGAAAACACCAUCCAGCGUGAAGUAACCCCAAACAGCUUCUUCUACGAUGAGACUCCCCACAUGCCCGAGGUCGACAUGGACGAAACCGCCGCCAUGUCGGAAGUGGACAUGGACCAAAUGCCACCUAUCGCAUCCCGUCGUGAAAACAGCAUCCUACAAGUAAAUUGGCUUUCGGAGAAUGAGUGCAACCAGCUCUUCCCGCAUUGCAGCAUUAUCGGGCUUCACCAACGCAAGAUGCACUACAACGUCAGCGACCUGGCGCUGCGGUGCAUCUACAACGAACUCUACAUGAAUGAGAGAGACAAACGCGCCAACAGAGCCGCGAGGGACCUCAUGGAAACAACAGUGAAAGAGGAUUACACAAUCAAACACCACAAAUUGAUCAAUUUCUUGCUCGAGAAACCGGCGGAACCCCCAGCACCCACGCCCUGCACCCUCAACGAGUUCGCCGACGGAGACGCCAACAGCUUGACGGACGUCGAAUGCUACGCGCCGUCGCCGAGUGAUCAUGACACCGUGCGCGACAGCACCGAGACGCUGCUAUCAACCCGUUCCGAUGACCAGGAUUACGAUGAUCGCACCCCAAGGGCACAGAGAUUGCGCAUAGAACUCAGCAGUGAAACCACCAUCGGAGUAGGAGCCGCGGCGGAGCGCGUAUUGCUCAAGAGCGGAUUCCGCAAGGUCAGCUUGCCGAACUGCACCGUCAAGUGCGCCUACGAACUGUCGUUCACGAGUGACCACUCGGGCUACUACAAGCUGGACGAGUCCGAGUUCAUGUACAACACUGCGAUCAUGCGCCACAUGCGGCUCUUCCUGGUUAACUGCGGCACUGCGUACAUCGACAUCACGCGGCACACGCCGCCGUUGGCCGAGCUCAUCCUCAAGCAUGGCAUGACCUCGGAGGUGCACGAGUUGUACCUGGAGUCGAGGCGCCGCGUCCCGAAGAACUUGGCGUUCUUCCAGCUGCCGCACGCGGGACCCGUCUCAUACGCCGCUAACGUGGACGUGCUCUGGCGGAUACAGACCAUGACCAGCGCGCUGCCCAAGCCGCUUAUCGUGCUACACCUAGUAUGCAGGGACAUGAACUAA